Molecule: messenger RNA, 2017 nt
Organism: Brienomyrus brachyistius
Lineage: Eukaryota; Metazoa; Chordata; Actinopteri; Osteoglossiformes; Mormyridae
Gene: coq10b
Product: coenzyme Q10B
Exons: 5
Coding region: 123-839 (238 amino acids)
Biological process (GO): cellular respiration; ubiquinone biosynthetic process
Cellular component (GO): mitochondrion
Molecular function (GO): ubiquinone binding
Source: RefSeq, a predicted model, not a curated record
AAAGCGGUCACAUGACUGCGCUAGAUCUGCGUUUUCCUGAAGUUGAACUCAGCGGCGAUAGUAACGACUCUGUUCGUAACCGAAAGUAAGAAUUAAGAAAUUAACAGGCGGUGAUAGAGAAGAUGGCGAGAGGAAGCCGGAAUUUAAGGAGAGCACUGGCUCAGUGUAUUACCCAGUUACCAGUUACCGUUACCCGAGAGACACCUCGGAGGAAUGCUAUUAAACAUCUGUCAUCCUGUGGCAUCCUAAUGACCCGGGGUCUGCCUUUGCUGAGGGUGGCUCUGCGCCCCCCUUUGGCACCUCAUACCCGCAGUCUCUUCAACUUGGCUGCAUCUUUCAAUAAAAGGAAGGAGUACAGUGAGCGGAGGAUCAUUGGGUACUCCAUGCAAGAGAUGUAUGAUGUUGUGGCAGGAGUAGAGGAUUACCUCCACUUUGUGCCAUGGUGUAAGCACUCGGACGUGAUAUUCCGCCGGUCAGGCUUCUGCAAGGCCAAGCUGGAGGUUGGCUUCCCCCCACUUGUGGAGAGAUAUACCUCACUCGUCACUAUGGUCCGCCCACAUUUAGUCAAGGCCUCCUGUUCAGAUGGAAAACUCUUCAGCCAUCUGGAGACAGUGUGGCGCUUCAGCCCAGGACUCCCGGGCUACCCACGGACUUGUACCGUGGACUUUGCUAUCUCCUUUGAAUUCCGGUCCCUCCUACAUUCUCAGCUGGCUACUGUCUUCUUUGAUGAGGUUGUCAAGCAGAUGGUGUCUGCCUUUGAGCGCCGGGCAUAUGAACUGUAUGGUGCAGAAACCUGUAUCCCCCGGGAACUGAUGUUCCAUGAGGUCCAUCAUACGUAGCCCCACCUGCCCGGCUCGAACUUUGGAAAAAGGGCUGAAUCGAAAGGCGUGGAAGGUGGAUGGAGACGGGGCUCCAUAUCCCCAAACCACCAUACUGUUUUGGAGUAUGGAUCAUUGCAUUAUUGAAGCUUUUAAUUUUUUAUUUUUUUUUUAAAGUCUUGUUCUAUAGAGAAUCAUCAGCUAGGUAUGAUGAUGAUGGAAAAAAACCCUUUAUUGUAUCAUUCUUGGAUUCCUCGAAGCUGAUGAUACUGUAAGGCCACCUGAUUGCAAUCCUGGAACACUUUGCCCUUUUGGGCUAUGGGGCAUCAGUGCCAUUCCUUCAGCUGCAGGUGAAACAGCACUCCAGUACUGUGCCUUGAAUUCUGAGACCUUAAGUAGUGUGCCUAAAACAUAAAAACUAACAGUGUUUUAAGAAAUGCAUGACAACGAUAUUCAAGCUUGAUGGGAUAUUCCCGGCUAGGUUAUGAAAUGUUUUUUUUUUUUUUGAUUGAGCUAAAGGGCAUUGUGGAAAUCUAAAUAUCGCUUUACAUUUAAACACUUACAUCACCGUAGUAUAAAUAAGCAAGCUAAAAGCAGGGAGAUGUUUUAACAGUGUGACCAAUAGGAAAGAUAAGGGAAAGGAUGUUGAUCACAAAUGGUUUGGAUGAUGUUUUGUGAUACGGGAAUGCAUACCGUUUGUAACUGACAAUGCCAGCUGAAGUAACAAAUGCAUUUUGGUAGCUAUCUAGUUCAGGUCUUACCUUUAUGUAAUACCAGCUGAUUCACAAGGGGGUUCAGUCUCCAAUUCACUGCUCAUUCUUCAUUCCCGUGAAAAGGCUUACUGGUUUUCUUUAGUGUGCAAUAUCAUUUUUGCCAUUGCUCAUACUCAACUCUCAGCUGAGGGUCCAAAUGAUGGAUGUAGAAUAAGUGUGUAUGACACAUAUCAGCCCAAGUCUGUGGACCAACAUGUCCUGUUUUGCACCCACUGCUGCGUGCUUUUUAAUAGCAAAUAUAUUUUAAUAUUCAUGUUCUAUUUGUAUCAUUAUUUAUGUAGUUUUAAAGUGUGUACAUAUGGUUUUAAAACGGGUGAGAGGUGAACAGUUUUUCAUGCAUGUCAAGGUGUUAAGUGUUUGUUAUGGGUAAAGUCGAAGACUGCAUGGCUUCAAGUAUUUUUAUACCAUUAAAAGUCUCUGCCUGUU